AUGGACGCCUGUGGAAGAGCAAGACAAGAGGCACUUGCCCCCUCCCUUGAAAUAAAUAUUAGCAUUAUUUAUUUAGCAAACAUUUUGGGAGUUUGUUUUGCUUUUGCCUCCUCCACUAAAAUUCCACCUAUGGGCGCCUAUGUGGAUGUGUCACGGUUGCAUGUGAAAAUUGAGAAGGUAUCAUAUAAUAUAAAGCUAGCAUAUUAGUUUAUAUGAUCUGUACGCAACGAUAACGAUAAACCAUUGCAAACGAAAGCCAAUUCUGAGGAAUUUCGAUUAAACAUGAUACAUAAUGCCGUGAUUUUACAAUGUCAAUUGAAUGUUCAACUUUAAACACUUAUAAAAAAACUUCUAUACGCAACUUUUUUUAUCACUAUAAAAACAUCUCAUGAUGAACCUCGUGAAAAUGCAAUUUUUUACUUGAUAUUAAUUUAGCACCUACACGGAAUGUUAGAAUACAGAAGAACCGAAACAAUUACGAAAGCGGUCCAGAGGCAUAUUUCCGUCGGUCCAUAUUUCUUCGUUUAUUGGACCACUUAUCAAUGCAGCUAAAAAUAAGUUUUCUUGAACACCGGGAACUACUUUCAACAAUUCAAAAUACUCUGCCUAAACUAAGUGUUCUGAGCUAAAUACAGAAGAAAUCAGUGAAACGGUAAAUACUUUUGCAAAAGAAUGGCCAAAUGACAUCAAGGGAUCUACUGAUGAUUUUAUAGCUGAGAUGACCAUGUGGCGCAGGUAAAAAAAUAUCUUUUAUGUAUAUAAAUAUUUGUUGUGAUCUAUAUUAAAACAUCAAAUGCAUUGUUGUUUCAGGCAUUGUUUAAAUAUGUUAAAGGAUAAAUGGUUAAAAAUAUUUAUUGACACUCUCAACAAUUGUGAUUCUGUAUUGUAUCAAUCAAUACACCGAUUUUUACAGAUUAGUACAACUCUUCCCGUUUCUAUGGCAACAAAUGAACGGUCUUUUUCUUGUCUUCGAAAAUUGAAAACAUAUCUGAGCAACAAGACUGGUGAGGAGUGAUUUAAUGGAUUGAUGCUAUUAAACUUAUACAGAGACAUACAAAUAAUUUUAUCGUAUUUAUAUUCAUUAGUUAAUUUCAUAAUAUUAUGUUAAUUACCGAUAUUGUAUACUAAAUCUUAUUGUCAUUCACACUACCUACUGUACCUAUUCUACAAGAGUUUACCUCGUUUAUUGUCAUACGGUUAUAAUUCAGUUAAUAAAAUAGUCCUAAUAUAUAAAAAAAAUCAUAAAUAUUUCUAUUAGUACAGAGUACUUAAAAAAAUAUUUAAAAGAAGCUGUUUAAAAUUAUUUUUAAUAGGUACACAUACUUAAAGUACUCGAAGAGACCCAUAUUUUGAUGUAUUGAUCAACAAUGUAAUCCAAAUUGAACAGUUUUUAUAAUACUUCAAAUUUGAAAAGUGUGUCUAUUGACCCUAUUUUACGGUAUGUACUCGCACAUAAAUAAAAUAAAUAUAAUACGUUUGGCGUGAUAAACUAAAAAAAAACAACUGAUGUGGUAGUUAUUAAAAAUACUACAUACUAGGAUAGAAAAAUCAAAUGGCAUAGGGUAAUUUUUGGAAGUGAAUUGUUAUUUGAUAGGUACCUAUAUUAUGUUUGGUUUAAACAUUUUAUGUGUACUAUUGUACUAUGAUAAUAUUAACAUAUUAUGUUAUAUUACCAUUUACAGUUACACAGAGGUAUACUAUAUAAUUUGUAUGUUACGCCAUGUCAUUAUUUUUACUAUUAGUGUUUUAACUAUGUACGAGGUAUAGGUACAUUGAUAAUAAUAUUAAUACUAUAAAUAAUUUAUUCCGUUCCCGCAUAAUCGAGAAUAUUCAUUUAGCCUCGCGACAUGGAAAAAAUUCUUAAAAAGUAAUAUAUGUAGCAUGGCACUCUUUAGAUGUAAAACUUAAGCAAUCAAUUCAAUAGAAAAAAAUAGUCAGGAAGCCUUUAAAAUGUAGUGCUUCACAGGAAAAUACUAAAGAUACCUUGGACUAAAAGGGGACAUGACGAAUGAAGAGGUAUUAGACAAAAUAAAGGACAAGCGACAGUUAUGAAAAAGCAUUCAAUCCAGAAAAGAUAAGAUGAUUUUACACAUAUUAAAAGACAUGAAAACCUACUAAAGACAAUAAUCAAAGGAGAUGUAAGACACAUAGAAAGAGAAAGACCAAAGACAGAAUACACGACCCAGAUAAUGAAGGAUAUGAAUAAAUAAAGCUAAAAGACCUAAAAAAAUUGAGUUACAACAAACUAAUCUAAGCAUGAAUAACAAAAAUAAAAACUUUAUGUUCUUUAAAAACAUAAACCUUUUUUUAGGUAGAAGGUUGUUACGCGAAUAAAAUUGUUAAUAUAAAUUAAUAUUUACACACAAGUAAUCUGAAAUUGUUUGUCGCAUAUAUAUAAGAGCUAUUAAUAAGGGUGUGCCAAACCGAAAGCGUUCUCAUGUAACAGCAAAAAUCACAUGUUGAUGGGCCAUAAAGAAAACGUGUCCAGGUCAGGACAACAAAAUACAAGGAGAUAUUGACGGUGGCGUACAUCACCUAAACCCUGACCAAGGCGACAGAUGCAGUAUAAGAUGACCGCGCAGAAAAUUAAUAAAAACAUUUUAGAAAUCGAAACUUAGUACAAAUUUCCAUCUAAAGAGCACACAACAGUUUUAUAAAAUUGAAUUAAAUCAGUUUUAUGUUCAGCCGAAAGAAGUUUAUAUAACUUUAUUAGUUCACAAUAUAGUGAGUUUUAUGAACUAAAUCUAAUAAAUCAGUUUUCCUAUAAAAUACAUAAAUCAACGAUUC
Cinara cedri is the source of this 2787-nucleotide messenger RNA. The record is from the annotation of a GenBank genome assembly. Lineage: Eukaryota; Metazoa; Arthropoda; Insecta; Hemiptera; Aphididae.